Molecule: messenger RNA, 1515 nt
Organism: Astrephomene gubernaculifera
Lineage: Eukaryota; Viridiplantae; Chlorophyta; Chlorophyceae; Chlamydomonadales; Astrephomenaceae
Source: the annotation of a GenBank genome assembly
AUAAAAGGUAAAAGCAGGCCGGAACAUGCUAGAACUUCUGGCGCUCUAAUACUUGGGAGGUGGCGCUUAUACCCUAUUCGGGAGGCCCUCCACUGUUUCACUUUACUGCGAGGCUCGCUACAGUGUUGUAGGUUAAGGACGAUAUUACGGGUAGAAAGGUAUACCGAGGACUCUCCAGGAGCUUGGCAGCCCAGCAGCAAUGGCACUAAACGCAGCAACGAACGGGGCUGAUGCCAUGGCUGUAACCGAUGCUGAGAACUGGCGUAUUAGAGUAAAGCACGAGCAGAAAACGGCGAAGGACUUCCAAAACGAGUGGGGCUACCUCACCUCGCCUGGGACACCCACGCACCUAAAGCAACCACACGCACGAUCCACGGUCAAGUACUUUGCCGGUCAUUCAGAAUACACGCUCCUGCAAAAGAAGAUUCCGCUGACAGGGGCAGAUGCUGAGCGUGCGGUUGCUCAGGAGGAGGAGUACCUUGCCACUGCGAGCCUGAACGGGGGGCGGCCCACCACCGCCCUUCAAGCGACUCUGUACUCGCACUCAAAACGCAUGGAUUACAUUGGGAAUCACGACAUGGCGCUUGAGACCACUAGCAGGGUGUACGGCUCCCGGCACACGCUGGAGCAGUUUGGCGUCUCGCAGUACGGUCUGAAGGAGACCCGUAGCAAGCUGCCGCCGGCUUAAGGGGAUCUGGGCAGAGGAAUGAGUGACGUUCUCUCGCCUGCAUGAGCAUGCAUGCGGACAUGCAGCAUGCUUGGGGACCUGCACGUGUCUUCGCAGGGCGGAGACGUGUGAGGGUGCGGCUGCUAGGUGACCUUGUAUCAUGACAACGAGCGGUUUGGAAAGAUGCACGUUGUGAGCUAAGCGCUGGGAAAGCAAAACGCCGCAUGCAACGCAGCGCUAGGGGCGCAAGAUGUGUGGUGGAGUGGAGUCUGUGAGUGUAAAAGGGCAUCGUGCGGAACCUGGCAAUGUUCUUUGGGUGAGACUUUGCAACGCAGGUGAGCAACAAAACCAUUAACAUUAUAGGCUUGUGCGUUCAUUGUUUUAUAGCUUGUGGAGGGGGAUUAGGCCCCGGUACGACGAGGGGUGCGUUUGGCUUGAUUCGCACACGUGUAGGUUUUCGCGAUAGCAAUGUUGUUCGACAUGGAUAGUAGCUGCUGUUAGGACACCCCAUUAUGCACAUGCAUGUAGUGUUCCGGUUUUAGGUUAUGGGCUUAGUACUUAUCUCGACUAUCCAAAAACGCUGAUAUAGUGUUGCAUUGGGCUUGUUUAGCGGUCCUGGGGCAGGGUUGCUAGGUAACUUUUAGGCAGGGUGACGCAGGGCUACGUGGAAAUGACCGCACGUGCAUUCAUCUGCAAGCAUGCAGUGCCUGUUCUGUGCUGCGAUGGAUGGCAUUCGUUAAGUCGGAUUUCAGUCCUUUCGGCCUCGCAACAACGGAGAGUUCGGGUGGUACCAACCUGCACGUUGGCUGUUUAAGCCACGCAACAUGUAAUACAGAAACAGUAAUAGA